Molecule: messenger RNA, 396 nt
Organism: Closterium sp. NIES-65
Lineage: Eukaryota; Viridiplantae; Streptophyta; Zygnematophyceae; Desmidiales; Closteriaceae
Source: the annotation of a GenBank genome assembly
AUGGAUUAUUCCGAGCUUGACGCUGUGCGAGAACGGCUCAAGCAGGCAGCGAGCAUGUGGGCCAUCGCUACUCCAGACUGCGAUGAGGACGAUGGUGCUGACAGCCAGAGCAGCGAUGGCGAUAGCGACGUCGGCGACGCUACUAGCGACGCCGGCGACAAUGCUACUAGCGACGGCAGGGCCCUAUGGGGGAGCAGCAGCGAGGAGACUUCUUCUGGUGCUGGGACGUCAGGCGAAGAGUCGCCUGCGGAGCAGAUCUGCGAGCGCGCAGGCCUCCGCAAAUCAGUGGACCAGCAACAGCAGCGGAAGGAGCAGCAGCAGCAGGGAUUGGGGAUGACCCAGAGACGGAACGCGAGUGCGUUGUGGCAGUUGCUGCUGCCGGGAGUAAGGCGAUAG